Trichoderma breve is the source of this 837-nucleotide messenger RNA. Its product is annotated as phosphoenolpyruvate phosphomutase domain-containing protein. The coding region runs from base 1 to 837 and encodes 278 amino acids. The transcript has a single exon. The record is from RefSeq and is a predicted model, not a curated record. NCBI's taxonomy places the organism in Eukaryota, Fungi, Ascomycota, Sordariomycetes, Hypocreales, Hypocreaceae. Gene Ontology annotation, molecular function: catalytic activity.
AUGGCUUCAGUCAACCAAUCAGCUCAGACCCUCAAGGCUCUUCACAAGCCUGGCUCGCCUCUCGUGCUCUCCAACAUCUGGGACCUCUCAUCUCUCAAUGCCAUUGUCUCUCUAAACUCAGGAGCCUCCAAGCCCGUCAAGGCAUUGGCAACAGCAUCAUGGGCCAUUGCUGCCAGUCUUGGCAUUCAAGAUGAAGAACUCACCAUGGUGCAAAACCUCGAAGCCAUCUCUCGAAUUGCCCCCCUCGCAGAACAGGCGGGCCUUCCUCUUUCCGUCGAUCUCCAGGACGGGUACGGGGAUCUUAUCACAGCUGUCGUCACCGCUGCCGUAGAAUACGGCGCUGCUGGAGCCAACCUUGAAGAUAGCAUCCCUUCCGCUGGUUUCGGUAAGGGCAUCUCCGGCUCCCUCUACAAGCUUGAGGACCAAGUUGCCCGGCUCAAGCGUGCUUUCGAUGCCGCCAAAGACGCCGGUGCCCCCGAUUUUGUCAUCAACGCUCGAUCUGAUAUUUUCCGUCUGGAAUCUCCUGAUCUGAGCCUCGAAGCUCGGGUAGCUGAGGCUGUCAAGCGUGGCAAGGCAUAUCUUGCAGCUGGUGCCACAUCAGUUUUCUUCUUCGGUGGUCCCAAUGGCUUGUCCAGCGAGACCAUCAAGACACUUGUCAAGGAGUUAGAUGGCAAGGUUGCCGUUAUGUUGUCUGGACAGCCUGGCUCUCUCACCACAGCUGAUCUGGCCAGCAUUGGUGUUGCGAGAAUCAGUGUUGGACCCAGCCUAUACAUCGCUGCGAUGAACGCGGCCAAGGAAAAGGCACUGCAAAUGUUUUCUGGUGGCGGCUUGGCAUAA